This is a messenger RNA of Acanthosepion pharaonis, 522 nucleotides long. Lineage: Eukaryota; Metazoa; Mollusca; Cephalopoda; Sepiida; Sepiidae. The record is from the annotation of a GenBank genome assembly.
AUGACUACGACAGAAAAAUUUAUCGUUCGACCUGGUCGCGUUGAAGAUUGCGAUGAGGUACACAGAUUAAUCAAGGAAUUGGCCAUCUAUGAAAAGAUGGGUGAGCGGGUAGAAAUUACACCAGAAGUAUUAAAGCAACAUGGAUUUGGUGAUCACAAAUAUUUUCACGUUUUGGUUGCGGAAAUUUCAGAGUCUGAAGAUCUUGCUACAGGAACCAUUGGUGGCUACUUACUUUAUUUUUAUGGAUAUGAUCCCUGGCAAGGAAAAUACUUGUAUGUUGAAGAUUUUUAUGUUACCCCAGAAUGCAGAAAAAUUGGAAUGGGAAGUGCUCUUUGGAAAACUGUCAUCAAGACUGCUGCCAAAGAACAGUGCGAAUGGAUGGAAUGGUGUGUUCUUGACUGGAAUCAUCUGGCUAUCAACUUUUACAAACGAUAUGGUGCUGUUAAUGUAACUAAAGAAGCGGGUCAGAUCUUUCGUCUUACCUCGAAAGAAGUCGAAAACGUUUUGGCCAAGAUACAGUAA